Messenger RNA from Gadus morhua (Atlantic cod), 1823 nucleotides. Its product is annotated as transcription factor jun-B. Gene Ontology annotation, molecular function: RNA polymerase II cis-regulatory region sequence-specific DNA binding; transcription factor binding; DNA-binding transcription factor activity, RNA polymerase II-specific. The transcript has a single exon. The record is from RefSeq and is a predicted model, not a curated record. Gene Ontology annotation, biological process: regulation of cell cycle; regulation of transcription by RNA polymerase II; regulation of cell population proliferation. Gene Ontology annotation, cellular component: transcription regulator complex. The coding region runs from base 352 to 1443 and encodes 363 amino acids. Lineage: Eukaryota; Metazoa; Chordata; Actinopteri; Gadiformes; Gadidae.
AGCGAAACCUAGACCCAUUUGAUUGAAGCCCGCCUGUGUGGAACACAGUGACGCACAGCCACACACAAACGCGCACUAAAAGAGACACAACUCGGGACCAAAACCAGAGGUUUAGUCACCGGACUUCACUUCCGAUUCACCAAGAGAGACUAAAGACCAAAAGCAACGACUUGGUACAGUAGCCUACUGUUAUCCGCUAUAUUGGAGGUUUUAGCAGUAGGCCUACUUUGAUAACAUUGAUCUUCACAUAGUAACCUAGUGCGUCGGGACUGGCUACUACCGCUGAGAGAGAGAGAGGGGGACACCGAAGAGUUUAUCCCUGUUUGACUUUGUCUAUUCUUCUUGAAAAAUAUGUCCGCACUAAUGGAACAACCCUUUUAUGACGACUCGUUUCUCUCUGCUUUCGGCCGUCCAGGAGGCGCUGCUGCCCCGCCACCGGACCCCAAGCUGCCCCGGCAGCAGAACAUGACCCUGGACCUCUGCGACCCCUACCACCGCUCCUCCUCUCACCUCCUCAAGCCGCACCACCUGCUGCGCGCCGCCGCGGCCGAUGGUGACUUCUACCCGAGCGUGCACGCGGACGUCGGCUCUCUGAAGCUCUGCGCCUCGAACCCCGACCUGGAGCGACUCAUCCUCCAGAACAGCACCGGAACCCCCACCAUCACCUCCACCUCCACCCCCAGCGGGUUCACCUACAGCCGCAGCAUCACCGAGGAACAGGAAGGCUUCGCGGACGGCUUCGUCAAGGCGCUGGACGACCUGCACAAGAUGAACCAAAUGGCGCCGCCCCCCAACGUGUCCAUCGGUGGCGGGACCCUCGGUACCCACAGCGGGGGGGUCCCCGCCUCCUCGGUGUUCGGCUCCUCGCUCCAGGCCGACCACCACCACCUCGAAUACACCAACCUGAGCAACUGCACGCCGAACACCGCCAACAUGUCGUCCUCUGCGCCCAGCUACCCCUCCACCACCAUCAGCUACCUGCCCCAUCACCAGUACCCCCACCACCACCACCACCAGCUGCCCCCCCAGGCGCACGGGUCUUCCCACCACUUCCAGCACUCCCUGCCCGGCGCAGGGAUCCUCCACGCGCAGCGCUACGGAGGGCUGAUGAAGGAGGAGCCGCAGACGGUGCCCGACCUGCAGAGCAGCGACUCCGGCUCCCCGGGGCCGAUGUCCCCGAUCGACAUGGAGAACCAGGAGCGCAUCAAGGCGGAGCGCAAGAAGCUGAGGAACCGCCUGGCCGCCACCAAGUGCCGGCGGCGGAAGCUGGAGCGCAUCUCGCGGCUGGAGGACAAGGUGAAGCUGUUGAAGAACGACAACAUGGGGCUGUCCAACACCGCGUCCCUGCUGCGGGAUCAGGUGGCCCAGCUCAAGCAGAAGGUCAUGACGCACGUCAGUAGCGGCUGUCAGCUCAUGAUGCCGCCUAAAGUCAAGUCUUACUGAAGACUGAAGUAAACGCACUUUUUCUGGAGCUGCUGAACAAUGCAGAGAGGACAUGGUUGGUCGUGGAGCGACACUGGGGAACAAAUUAGAGAAGUUCUGGUGCGUAUGGAGACGAGGAGACGUGGAGGACUAUGGACUUUAUAUGGAGGCUAAGUGAUGUGGAGGGUGGUUGUCUUGCCUUCAGGGACCACCAGAGAGACGCACUUAAAAGACUGAAACACUUUGGGGCAUUUGGAUCAAGUUUUGAUGAUGUUCCUGUCUUUGGCUUUGCCUGUUUACAUUCGACCGUGACGCGUUCAUGUGGUACUUAACUUAUUGGUUUCUUAUUGGUUGUGUUUUUUUGUACAGUAUAUAUAUUUAAGUAAAUAAUAUGAAUUGAA